AUGUACAGCUACAACUCCUCUGCAAACACGACAGCAUCGAGCCCACCAACUGACAAGCCAUCGAAAACAACACGACCCGUCAUGCCAUCCUCCACCCUACCUUCUCAGCAGGAUCUCUGCCACCAACUUGAGCAGACCCUUCUCAAGCUCGAGCAAGACCCCUCCCGUAUCACCACGGAAGACGCCCGCCGUUUCUCCGAGAACUAUGAUGCCCACGACACCCGAUCUGCCCGCAUCAUCUCGGCCGUUGAAGCAUGCGCCGUUGCUAAUCUCGAGGUCCACGAUCAGAACCCCAGUUUCGGUCAAGAACUUCACACGUCGCUGCUCACUCUUGUCAAGGAUUUGCAGGCGGCUGUUACCUGCAAUCCAGGCGAUGUCACUGAUGAGGUUUUGAGGACUGCACAGAGCGUAGUCUCCAAAAUGCAGAAAGCUGUUGGUAACACCAACGUAGCCCACCCAGAAGUCGAGGCCGAGCUUCAGCAGGAAAUCAUCAAGGUCGAGCGCAAGAUCGAGCAAGGCACUAUUACCAAGGCUGAAGCAGACCAUCUUCACUCUCUUGAGUCGAGGGCCUACGGACAUACAGAGAAGGGUGGUAUCACGGCUAUUGCGCAGUCUGUUGUUGCGAAGCGAGAGAGGCAGUUGUCACUGGGCACUGGUUCUAGUCCUGCAGGUGGGCGUAAGAGAGCGGAUAGCCAGACGCAGCCAGGUCCCAGCCAGGAGAAGAGUAUUCGAGGCGAGGCAAGCGAUGCACCAAAGAACGGCCUGUAUGUUCUGGGAGAUUGGACUAACGGCUUUCGUCAGACUUCUUGUGGCACUGGCAUUGAAACCAAGAUCGCAGAGCUUGGUCUUGGAUCCAAGGGCAACGAGAAGAAUGAGAAUGUUGGCAAGAAGGAUAGCGAGGGUGAAGAUCGCCACGAUAGCAGAGACAUUGAGGAAGGUCCUGUCGCUCCUAUUGUGGCUAAGCCUCCUACUCGCAAAGAGAGCCAGCAUGUUUUCGGUCCUUGA
This is a messenger RNA of Plenodomus lingam JN3, 1005 nucleotides long. RefSeq lists its product as uncharacterized. NCBI's taxonomy places the organism in Eukaryota, Fungi, Ascomycota, Dothideomycetes, Pleosporales, Leptosphaeriaceae. The record is from RefSeq and is a predicted model, not a curated record.